AUAAGUGUAACAAUGCCCUACAAAGGCAAUUCUGGUAUUUUUUCUUCUUACCAUAACACUGAAUUUCACCGCUUUCUUUCUAAGCGGUCACACUAGGGGGAAAGUAAGAAGAAGACCACCUAUAUUUCUAUGGUGCUUUAGACAUAUUUGGGAAAACGUAAAUAAUACAUAUGAAAAGCCGAUUUUAGUUAAUUGACAUCCCCAUUCCGCACUACAACAAGUCCGGUGCUUGGGCAUAAAUAAAAACGCACCAACGUCGAACCGGAGUGAAAGCGUAUCAGUGAAAAACGAAUAUCGAGAAGCAGGAAAAAACACCGAAACUGAAACGGAAUAAGCGAAUAGAGAUAAGAAACAAAAUACAAAACUCGCAGUCAGCGGAAGCGGCGACAGCAGCUCUCAUUGUUCCAUUAAAUGGAUUAGAGGGUAUCGGUCGUUCAGAGCGGGCUUAUAGCAAAUAGCGACAACGACGACGACGUGGACUGAACGAAGAUUAGGAGAGACAGUUAUCAGUCAUGUCAUCGGCGGUGAACAUACAAAUCGUGUCAAUGCCCAAUCUGGCCAAGAUCGAGAGCUUCUUCAAGGAUGUUAGUUACAGGGAGACUAUCGAAUAUAGCGCCAAUUUCAACACUCGGCUCUGCAUUGAGCGACGGCUCCGACUUCCGUUUCUCGAUCCCCAAACAGGUGUAGCCCAAAGCCACUCACAGUUGUUCAUGGAUAAGCGACAACGAAUGCCGGGCUUUCGUCAGGGCCAAAUCUACACUUAUCCCGCGGCGCGUUGGCGCAAGAGUCGUCGACAGUACUUGACUAAAAUGUACAGCAGGUUUCCCGAGCGCCCCUUUCAGGCGCUUCGUAAGGAGCACGAGGCUCUGGUAGCCAGUGGCAUAGGCGGCAGCAAUUUGGGGCUGCCCAUGGCCAGUAAUACAACGGCCAUAGGCCACAGCAUGCUUACUGGUGGAGGGACUGCAUCGCCUGUGGUGCUGCACAAUGAUGCGACACAUGACUUCAAUGGCGCCUUCUCAUUGGAAGAGUCCUCGUCCUUGGGCGCUGCUGGUGGUGAUACAUCAGAUAGCAAAGAUAGUCAAUUGCAAACUCAACAGCAACAACAACAGCAGCAACCACACCAGCAGCAACAACAACCACACCAGUCUAAGGAUGAACUGCCUAAGGAAUGGUUUUAUGAUGAUAUGGACAUGAACGAUGUGGACUCGCUGGAGGAUCCGAAAUCGCCAGCGGACGAUGAAUACGACUAUGAUCCGCGUUACGGCAAUAAGAAACGACGCAAGCGUCGACCGGGCAAGAGAGCGACAACCCUAACAGGCGGUGACUCCUGCGGUGGCUCCAGCAGCACUAGUGGGCGACGUCGGAGCGGAGUUCCACGCACACGAGUGACCACCACCGAUGCAGCGCUCGAUGCCUCACUGGAGGCCAUCGAAUCCGGUGACAUAACGGGCACGCCGACCUCGAGUGGGGGUCGACGCUCGCGCGGCGCUGGAACUCGUGGUCGACGGCGGGCCAAAGGCGCUUCAAGUUCCUGCGUGGCUGGUGGAAUUGGCGGCAGUGGCGGUGGCAGCGGUAGUGGUGGCGGGACAACGACUGCCACAUGUGGACCGCACAGUCCCGGACUUGUUAAUGAACCGCCCUCCUUUGAGAGUGCUGCCGCAGCAGUGGGGGUCAAUGUGGGCGUCGAGGAUGGCAAUGCGCAUCUGCGUAAUUAUCGGAAAUAUCUGUAACGCAAGGCGAUGGCAACGGCUGCAAAGGAACGUCGUGUACUUCAGAUGUAGAUGAAUAUUUCCGCACAGAACAUAAAUGGCGGAUAGUGAAGAUGAUGAAUGGAUGACGCAGGCGGCGGCGCCUUUUUUUAUUAUCACCUACUUUCACUCGACACGUAAAUGUUAGUUACAUUGUUUCAAUGGUGAUUUUCUUUGGCAAAACGUAAUCUUAGUUAGUUAGUGAUUAAGACUUAGUUUAUUUGUUCCUUAACUGCGCAGGAACGCGCUAGAAAAAGGCUACAACGAAAGCUCUCACAACAAUCCCAUACAACCAAACCAGAACCAUCCCAUAAUGUUGUUGAUUGAUAAAUUUGGAAACGAAUUACCUUAAACUUUUGAUUUCAAUUUAAAUACCCCAACGAAUGAUCAAAAAUUUGAUGAAUAUCCUGAACAUUGUCAACUUCAACAAUCCCACACAUAUUUUGGCCUCAAAUUCUAUUGAGAAUUUGUUUGCCAUGCUACGCAAACGUAAAACAGAGUUCUCUAAUUGUAUGUUCCCGAUCCCAUAGCCAAUUGAUUGUUGAUAAAAAAUAUUAUAAUGCUGAAUGUAUUUCUUUAUAUACAUAUAAGAGUGUGUGUGCGUGCGUGCGUGUGCCUGAGAGAGUGCCUGAUUUGAUGAGUGUCUGAAAUAUGCAAUACAUUGAUUUAACUUUCUACUUAAAUCAAAUAAAACAGGAAGGCCCAUCGCCCAUUUCUGCUGAUUUGGAGUCAAUCGGAAAUCUCUACGAUAACACAAAAAUACACAAAAUGUACAGAAUUGCAUCUGUUAUCUGUUUUGUUUCGAAUUAUCCCUACACUUGUACUCUGUUUGGCUCCAGGCAGCAGAUUUUGACUGGCGUGUAAUAAUUUCAACAAUAUCAACUUUUGUUCGAGCAAACUGUGUAAAUUUUUUGAAAUCAAAUCAAAGACAAACACAAUUUAGAUAAAAACGUCGUUUAUAUCUUAUA
Scaptodrosophila lebanonensis is the source of this 2716-nucleotide messenger RNA. RefSeq names its product developmental regulatory protein wetA. Lineage: Eukaryota; Metazoa; Arthropoda; Insecta; Diptera; Drosophilidae. The record is from RefSeq and is a predicted model, not a curated record. The coding region runs from base 513 to 1730 and encodes 405 amino acids. The transcript is spliced from 2 exons.